Malaclemys terrapin pileata is the source of this 798-nucleotide messenger RNA. RefSeq lists its product as uncharacterized. Lineage: Eukaryota; Metazoa; Chordata; Testudines; Emydidae. The coding region runs from base 105 to 752 and encodes 215 amino acids. The transcript has 2 exons. The record is from RefSeq and is a predicted model, not a curated record.
UCUACGAGGCACUGCAUUCCAUCCUCGGUGCGGCCGCCACCACUACCCCACCAGUGACCGUGGACUCUGAGGAUGGGAUAGUGUCCACGGCUGGAUCCUCGGACAUGUUAGCGGACGGGGAAGAUGAGGAAGGAGAUGAGGAGGACAAGGCAGUCGACAGCGCUCACAACGCUGAUUUCCCCGACAGCCAGGAUCUCUUCAUCACCCUUACAGAGAUCCCCUACCAACCCUCCCCAGCCGUUACCCCGGACACAGAAUCUGGGGAAGGAUCAGCCACCCCAUCUGCGACUGUCUCACAACCUAGCCUGUCAUCACACUCCCAGAGGCUAGCGCGGAUUAGGCAUAAGAAGAAGAGGACACAGGAGGACAUGUUCUCGGAGCUUAUAGCCUGCUCCAGAGCCCAGGCAGCACAGCAGACCCAGUGGCGGGAGAACUUGACCCGAAUGCACCAAGCCAACAUGGAUCGGGAGGAGAGGUGGCGUCAGGAAGACCAGCAGGCGACUCAAACCCUGCUUGGACUAAUGAGGGAGCAAACGGACACGCUCCGGCGCCUUGUGGAUGUUCUGCAGGAAUGGAGGCAGGACGACAGAGCCCCGCUGCAGUCCAUCUCUAACCGCCCUCCCCCGCCACCAAGUCCCAUACUCCCCUCACCCAAAGUGCACAGAAGGAGAGGCGGCAGAGUCCCUGCUAACUCUCACUCCACCCCUGCAGAGAGCUCGAGCAGCAGAAGGCUCUCAUUCCCCAAAAUUUGACAAGUUCUUUCCUUCCCGCCUGACACAAGCCCCCGUCCAAGUUUCA